AUGUCUAAGGCACAUACUUAUUAUGUGCGAUUUUCAGCUCAGAUCUACCAGUAUUUUGUGGGGCUGUAUCAGCGCCUCCAGAAGUUCUGGAAUGUCACUGUCAGGCGCUUUUUCGUUAAGAAGAAGGAAGAAGAUAUCCCUUCGGUUGAGAGUAUUUUUCACAAAGAAAAAUUCGUGGUGCUUGGUCGUGUAUUGAAGAAUCAAUCUCUAGCCAUUGAGAAGAGGGCUCAGGCUGCAUAUAGAAUCGGACUGUUGGCCUUCACAGGAGGACCCACCGCUGGGAAAUACGCCACUGAGCACAUAAAAGAAGUGGCCAGUUUGUUACAAAAUCACCAGCUGGCGCCGAAAGUAAAGAUUCUGCUGCUCCAGAGUAUAGCCUGCUGGUGUUACUUAAAUCCUACCAGCCAGAGGAAAGCCAAGAAUUUCAAGUUUAUCCCUAUCCUCGUGAGGAUUUUUGACUACAGAGUCGAUUCUGUCAUCAAAACUGAAAUCAACAAACACCUCCUUGUUAAAUUUUGGGCUUGCUACGUUCUCUCUGUCAUGACCUGCAAUAAUGUGUCCUGCAUAAAGGAGCUUAGAGACUUAGGUAAUCUGAAGUAUCAUUUGCAAAUACUGGCGGCUGAGAAUUGGUCUGGGUGGCCUGAGAAUUUUGCAGAGGUGCUAUAUUUCCUCAUUGGUUUUCACAGGAAUUAA
This is a messenger RNA of Puma concolor (puma), 693 nucleotides long. RefSeq names its product armadillo like helical domain containing 2 (gene ARMH2). The record is from RefSeq and is a predicted model, not a curated record. Lineage: Eukaryota; Metazoa; Chordata; Mammalia; Carnivora; Felidae.